AUGAAUAACGCAAACCCUACUACUGUUUCUGUUGGAGCUGGUGUUGGUCAUCGCUCUGCAUCGGGAGAUGCAAGUUUUGGUUCUGGUUCAUCUUUGUCGUCUCUACAAAAUGAACAUAGCAAUGCAUUGAGCAAUGAUGCUCUGCAUAAUGGUAUUGAUGCUUGUAGCGAAGACGCUCGCAUUGAUCAGGCAUUGAGCGAUGACGCUCUGUCAACUCUUGAUAAUGAUACUAUCAUGAAUGAUAGUGGUGAGCUAUUGGAAUUUGAUUUCGAUAGUGAGAUCCAACCCUUGGGAAUGGAUCAUCAGGCUAGCAUGGCCAGGGACAUCAAGAUGUUGAGGAGAAGGCUUUUUGAGGCUACAAGGCUGUCUAUCACUAUGCCUGAGGAUGGCACGCUUGCAUCCAAUGCUGGGGCCCUGAAACGCCAAUUGAUCAUGGCUAAGGAAAACUACGAUUUGUUGUUUGAUGAUACUCCAAUGCUCUCCCCAUCUAUGGCCUAUUCCAAUGCUGCUAAUAGCAUAGUACCUCCAGAUACGCCAUAUAUUCAAUGGAAAGGACACAAGUUUAACAACAAGAAGUUUGUCUACCCUACCAUGGAUGCAUGCCUUCAACAAUUCCAGGAUGUACUGGAGUCUCGUGGUGUGUCGAUCGAAGCAAACUGGAAGAGAAUUAUUAAGCCGAAAAUGUCCACGGGUAUGUCUGCCUGGACAAGAGAAAUCAUACAAAAGUAUCCCGAAAUUACUUGGGGCCAGUUCAAGAGCAAGCUCAAGGUGAAAUAUAGCCCUUCGGAAGCAGAAGAAAGAAAAGCUGCACUCAAUAAGCUAAAGACGCUUAAAUUGGACAACUGUGACAAUCUAGAAGACUUCAUUGACAGGUUUAACUCCUUGAAGGACUUAGCGGGAGUCAAGGAAAAUACGUCUCUGGUAGACUAUCUGCUUCGUGGUCUGGAUAUCGACUUGUAUGGACCGGUGUCUAUGGGCAUUUCACAAGCCCGUUCCAAGGGAAGCGACACUUUGGAUUUUGCUAUCUCACAGUUGCGCAGUGCCUACGAUUUGUUGAGAAGAGAUGAUUAUUAUAGGCAGGAAAAGCAGAGAAAGGAUGCUGAACUGAACAAUAAGAUCAAGGAUGCGAUCAAGGCACAUCAGCGUGCUGAGGGCUCUGCUUCGUUGAGCAACAAGAAAACUCGUCGUGCUGGUCGCCGCCAUGACAAGCAAUCAAGAAAGAGGAAUGAUAGUCCUGGUGAAGUUCUUAAAUGUUAUGAUUGUGGUUUCACACCAUUUACGUAUGCGCAUAAGGCAUUAUGCAAGAAGAACCCCAAAAAUAUCAAAAAGAUAACAAAGAAGAAGAGCAAGUUGAUUGUGCCAAGACCUGCUUCCAAUGAUGAUACUGAUUCAUCAUCCUCUGAUGAGGAAAGUGAUCAAACUUUUGCUGUUGCCACAAUUUCUACAAAGGACAAGCAAAAGGAGGAAGUCGUAUCCAUGGAUACUGAUAGUGAAUGUAAGCAUUUGAAUAAUGAAUAUUUCAAAAAGAUGCCUAGUAAUAACAUGGACACUAAUGGACUUCUUUAUCUACCUGUGAUAUUAGAAUCAAAGAGUGGUGUUAAGGUUAACACAUGGUUUUUGUUGGACACUGGUUGUACAUUUAGUGCAAUCUCGCCCAAGUUACUUGAUUUCAUGCAAUUAAAUGUUGUAAAUAAAAAUGGUAUUAUUAAGCUGGCUCAAAGUAACACUGUUGUUAAUCGUAAAGGACAAACUGAAGAGGAACUAAAGAUCAAUUAUGGUUCCAAAGUUGUCUAUUCCAAAUUUGAAGUUUUUGACUUAUUUGAUGAUGUCCAUUGCGUGUUUGGCAUGGAUCUAUUAUAUAAAGUUGGUAUUACAUUGGGUAAUAUUGCUGCAGAUUGGUCUGAUCGAAUUGGAUAUGAGAUUCCUGAUAUUGAACCCAAUCCAUACAAACCAAAUGAGGAUCCUUAUGGAUCUAAGGAAGAGCGUCAAUUGAUGAUGAAUGAACUACAGCCAUUCAUUGAUGCAAACACUAGUAUCAGCCCUAAAGCAUAUUGUAAUUUGCCUGAUAGCGAAAUUAGAUUGCCUAUAAAGAAGGAUACUCCACUUUCGGACACAUGUCGAAGACAAUUUCCAAUUGCUGAAGCAAUGCGACCUGUGAUCCAAAAGCAAGUUGAGAAAUGGCGUGAAAAUGGUGUGAUCAAACGAGCUAAACCUAAUACACCUCAUAACUCUCCCAUUUUCACUGUACGCAAGAAGAACAGUGAGGGCGAAUACACUGGUAAAGAGCACCGUGUAGUGAUUGAUUGUCGGUUGAUUAAUAAUGCAUUGGAUCCAGAGAAGCUUGAACGUUUCCCAUUGCCUUUGAUAAGUGAUUUACAUCGUAAAAUGUCGAAGCAUUCCCUCUAUACGGUAAUCGACCUAUCGCAAUGUUUCCAUGCAUUUAAGGUAGCUAAGGCAUCAAGACCUUAUUUAACGUUUACCGACAUGAAUGGACUGACGUGGUCCUUCUCUCACUGCCCUUACGGAUUAACUAUGGUCUCAUCUCAUGCCCAGAAAAUUCUUUCUAAUUUGCUGGCUGAUCUAAGUAAUGUCUGUACACAUUUCAUCGACGAUGUCACGAUCCAUACUGAAAACGACCUACAAAAGCAUACAGAGGUUGUCAAAACAGUUAUUGAUCGUUUGACUAGAGCUAACUUACGUAUCAACACGGAAAAGAUGCAUAUUGCACAAAAGAGCAUCUAUAUUUUGGGUUUCUGCCUAUCUAGUAAUGGACUAGCACUCGAUCCACGAAAGGUUUCCAACGUAUUGGAUUGGGAUCCUGUCGUAAAGAGUAGUCGUGAGCUGAUGUCUCGCCUUGGAUUGAUCAAUUUCUUUCGAUCCAAUUUACCUUGCUUGUCAAGAUUGACAGCCCCACUAGAUAAGCUUCGAAACGCACAUGAUAUAACCAAAGUAUGGAAGCCGGAACACACUGCAUUGAUGAAGCAGUUGCAGGAAUUGUUAGUCAGCUCAGCAGUGUUGAGUGUGCCCAACUUGAAUUAUCCCAUAUGUGUUGUAACGGAUAGCUCUGCAUAUGCAAUUGGUGCUGCAAUGUAUCAAGUAAUCAAUAAUAAAGUCAAGUAUCUUGGUUUCAUUGCACGCAGUUUGGGACCAUCAGAGCAACGAUGGGGAAGCUCCAAACGUGAAUUAGCUGCUGUUGUGUACGCAUUCAAAAAGUUCCAUCAAUGGUUGUAUGGACGCCCAUUUCAUUUGUUUGUAGACAAUCGCGGUAUUUUGUUCUUACAUACAAAACCUAAACUGGAUAGAAUGGUUGAGAACUACUAUGAUACUAUCUUUGAAAUGGAUUUCGAUAUUACGUUUUGCAGUGGUAUUAACAAUAUAUUGGCGGAUACGUUGUCGCGUCUUUUCUGGCCAUACAAUACGCUGGUGGAGAGUGGUAAUACACGUUCCAUCAAGGAUCUCGACAGGGAGAUAUUGAUUAAACAGGAUAUUGUUAAGCAAAAGGGUAAUAAGAAGAGAAAGAAUACUCAUGAUGAUGAGGUAGUAGCAGCUACUAAGAACAAGAAGCAAAGAGUACUGAAUGAAGAGGAAAAGGGGAAAAAAGAUAUCAAGGGAGCACAAGAUAAGAACACAGUUUUAUCAUGUGAGUCUUCCGGCAUCUCCAAUUCCAGUAAAGUAAUCAUUCCAAAUAAGACUUCUGAUCUAUUUAAUAACUCUAAGUUGACAGCGUAUGCGAAUUCAUUGAAAGGAAAGAAUGAAGAUUUUUACUUUUGCGUCAGUCAUUUAGAUGUUUAUCAAACGCCUACAACUGAUGAAGAGAAACAGAGCAUAUUAGAAAAAUCUCAUCUGCUAGGCCAUUUCGGUAUACAUGCUAUGGAGCAAGUAAUACACCAAGAUUUGAACAUGCAUUGGAAAGGGUUAAGAGAGGAUAUAACCCAGUACAUCCGUAAUUGCCACAAAUACAGACAGUUCAAUCUAGCAAAGCAUGUAUAUCAUCCUCCAAAGCAAGAAGCGCCUGAAGGCAUUAUGGAUCAUGUUGUGUUUGAUCUAGGUGGUUUCGAUUGUACAACGCCUAGAGGCAACAAUUUUAUCCUUGUGGUAUUGGAUCUAUUUUCACGUUUUAUUGUACUGCGUGCUAUUCCUGACAAGUCUGCUACGACUGUUGCAAAGGAAUUAGUGUCCAUAUUUUCCCUGUUAGGCUACCCUAGGGUGGUAGGACAUGAUCGUGGAGCUGAAUUUCACAAUGUCCUGUUGGAAAAGAUCCUGAAGCAUGCAGGAGUGGAGAAUAGAGCUAGUUUGGCCUUUACACCACAAGGCAACAGUUGCUGUGAAGCGGCAGUUAAGAAUUGUAAGACAAUCAUCAUGAAGAUGUUGGAAGGUCGAAGUGAAGAUUGGGAUCUGUACCUGAAUGGAACAGCCUUAAGCUUAAAUGUUCACAGAUCGAGAUUACACGGAAUGAUGCCAUUCGUAGUAAUGUUCCACAGACUACCCAAUGAGUUCAAGGAUUAUCGAGGAGAUAAGCCUGUUCUUCAUGAGAAAGAAAUUGAUGUGAAAGCAUUCAAAGAGAAGCUAGAUCUUAUCGAUAGAAUCAUUGUACCAGCAAUCAGAGAUCAGAUAAUGAAGACGCAAGAUAAGGAUAGUAAAUACUUUCGAAAGAGACACAGAAUCUUGGAAAAUCCUUAUCCUGUUGGAUCUACUGUGAUGAUAAAGAAUAUUGAGAACAAGAACAGAAAGACGGAUCCAAAUUAUGAAGGUCCAUUUUACGUUCAUGGUCAUACUAGAAAUGGAAGCUAUAUUCUUACUGAUAGAACAAACUCGUUCUUAGCUAGAGAUGUACCUACGCAGCAAAUCAAGUUGAUUAGCACAAGUGAUACUAGAGACAAUCCUUCAAAUGCGUAUGUCGUCGAAGCUAUUAUCAAUCACAAAGGUAGCGCACCCAAUUACAAGUAUUUGGUAAAAUGGAAAGGUUAUAGUGAAGAUUGGAAUUCAUGGGAACCUCCAUCUAUGUUUGAUUCUCCUGAUGUGGUCAAGCAGUAUUGGGCGCGAGUAAAUGCUAAUAAUAGCAAGACAUCUAAGGGCAAGGCACCGAAAGCUCUGAGUACCCGAGAGAUUGCUACGCGAGAGACUAAAUCAAGAAAUAAGCGCGAAAGGUUAUUAGCUAAAGAUGAUGUAUAA
Molecule: messenger RNA, 5172 nt
Organism: Mucor velutinosus
Lineage: Eukaryota; Fungi; Mucoromycota; Mucoromycetes; Mucorales; Mucoraceae
Exons: 1
Coding region: 1-5172 (1723 amino acids)
Biological process (GO): DNA integration
Molecular function (GO): nucleic acid binding
Source: RefSeq, a predicted model, not a curated record